UAGUAAACCUUCACCUUGGCUUUAUUUUCCUUGUCAACAAUGAUUAUAGAGUUCGCCCAGCCUUUUCCUUUUUAGCUAUCCGGUUAAUUUAAACAUAUACUUUGGCCUAACGUUAUGAGCUAUAUCUUCACAGGUAAGAGCCAGAAUCCAAACAGACUCAGUCUAGCUUUCCAACAUGUCAAAUGUUCGGGAGUUUGAUUAUAUCGUCGUGGGGUGUGGCGGGAUCGGGAGCGCCACCGCCUACUGGUUGUCAAAGAGAGCGGGAAAAAGAGUGCUUGGACUUGAGCAAUUCAAAUUGGGGCAUGACAAUGGAGGAUCACAAGAUAACUCGAGGAUUAUUCGUCUUUCAUACAACGCCUGUGAGUACAUCCCUUUGGCAAGGGGCACCUACGAGGCGUGGGGAGAAGCCGAGAUGGACUCCGGGGUUCAGCUUGUUUACAAGACUGGUGGGCUAGAUAUCGCCAAAAAGGGCACCCCUGGAUACGCCAUCUUGGAAAAAUUUGCUUCAUCAAUGAAGGAACAAAAUGUCGACUUUGAGAGAUACGAAGGAGAAAGCAUCAGGAAGAAGUUCCCCCAGUUCGCCGCCACACCCCAAUGGACCUGUCUCUAUCAGAAAGAAUCUGGGUUAGUAGAUGCUGCUAUGGGCAACGCCGUUCAUAUUCAACUAGCCCGAAAGAAUAGGGCAACUAUCAUUGAAAACGCUGCCGUACUAAGCAUCACCAAACAAGGCACCCUGACCAAGGUUUCCACUAGUCAAGGUGAUUUUCUGUGCAGGAAAGUGAUAGUAACAGCCGGUGCAUGGAUGAAUGAUAUUCUUUCUUCCGUUGGAGUUAAAAUACCACUAACAGUCACCCAAGAACAGGUCACCUACUUUGGUACUCCUCACAUGAAAGAAUUCACAAAAGAAAGGUGUCCAAUAUUCAUCCUGCAUACUGGUCAGAAAGGAGAACCUUAUUUUCUUCCGUUGCAUGGAAACACCGGUUUCAAAAUUGGGUUGGAUGUCGGCGGACCGGUAGUCACUGCUCAGUCAAGGAACUUUAUACCCGAUCAGAAACGACAAGAGAUGGAGAGGAACUAUGUCGCCGAACUAUGUCCCAGGGCUGUUGGACCGAUUCUCUAUACUAAGACCUGUUUGUAUACGCUGACACCUGAUAGAAACUUUGUGAUAGACAACUGCAAAAAAGUUGGUCACCCAGAUGUCAUCUUCUGCUGCGGAGCUGGUCAUGCGUACAAAUUUUCGGCCGUUCUUGGCAAGAUUCUUAGUCAGCUUGCAAUCGAUGGGAGAACGACGUUUGAUAUCUCUUGUUUCAACAUGGAUCGUACAGCCAUCAGUGAUCCCAACUAUCCAGUCAGUUUCCAGCUAGGUGUGGAUGUCGGGGACAACGUCGCUUCGAAGCUCUGAAGAACUUUAGAAAUGGCACAGGACAGAAUGACUCUUGACUGGAAUGUUCUUAGGCAGUGCCGUACCUUGGAUUUUCCACAGGGUGGGGGGGGGGGGCAAAUUCGUCCGCCAAAAAAUUUGACAAGCAAAAAAAAAAAAAAAAAAAAAAAAAGGGUCUUCAAGACUCGUCAGGGGGGCAGGGAUACGACCCUUGCAUGGGUUGUGACUCGUCAGGGGGGCAGUCUGCCCCCUCUGCCCCCCCGUAGGUACGCUAGUGUUCUUAGGCCUACUCUGUGAUACAUUCACACCCAUGAAACCGACUCCAGACCGAUCAAAGCUAUCACGUUAUUUCCAAUGACAUACUAUCUAUCGGUCGGUUUGGGGUAGUUUCGUUAUUGUGGCUGCAAUAUCAUUGAUUGACCCCCAAGCCAAGAUAUAGGCCUACAUUUUAUGGUAACCUGAAAGGGUCAAUUAAAUCUAAGUCAAGGCUUUGAAUUCUAUGUAAUUCUUCUCACAAAUAGACCUAUUGCAGCCAAAAACGAAUCUGGUAAAUGGAAAAUAAAAUUAUUGAUAUAUCAGACCGUUAUAUACAUGUAGGAAAUUCAAGUUCAAUUCCACCUUAUUUCAUUUUAUUUGUCUACUAUAAACGAAACAUAUAUAGAAAUAUUUCCUCGACUGACUGUAACGUAAUUAACAUAUACAUCGCAAACGUGGCUAUGAAUAACAUAAAUCGGUUGUCAAUAAAACAAAGACAAAGACGGGGAAGAAUACGGAGACGAUGACGACGACGAAGAAGAAGAAGAAGAAAGUGAAUAAUAACGAAAUAAUAUAAUUAGGUUCAUAAGGUAGUAGUUAUUGUCCAAAUAAAUAAAUAAAUGGAAUUUUGCAGUUUAACAUGGUAUUGAAUAUAUAAAACAUAACAGAGAAAAUUAACAUAUUUACAAAACGUCAAACACUCACAUAAUAUAUAUAUAUACGAAUGUACACGUGUAUAAGAUUUAGAACGUUUUGUGUAAUUAAAUUGACAUUAAGAUUAAGAUCAAAAUCGGAAUUGGCAUAGGAAUAAGAACUGUAACUGAUAUUGUAAAUUGAUUUGGAAUUGAAAUUAAAGUCAGUACUUUAAAAUAAAUAAAUAUUUUUUCACUGC
Messenger RNA from Lytechinus pictus (painted urchin), 2528 nucleotides. RefSeq names its product monomeric sarcosine oxidase-like. The transcript is spliced from 8 exons. Gene Ontology annotation, molecular function: sarcosine oxidase activity; flavin adenine dinucleotide binding. NCBI's taxonomy places the organism in Eukaryota, Metazoa, Echinodermata, Echinoidea, Temnopleuroida, Toxopneustidae. Bases 176 to 1402 code for a protein of 408 amino acids. The record is from RefSeq and is a predicted model, not a curated record.